Messenger RNA from Astyanax mexicanus (Mexican tetra), 26194 nucleotides. RefSeq names its product dystonin (gene dst). Lineage: Eukaryota; Metazoa; Chordata; Actinopteri; Characiformes; Acestrorhamphidae. Bases 602 to 25369 code for a protein of 8255 amino acids. Gene Ontology annotation, molecular function: calcium ion binding; keratin filament binding; structural molecule activity. Gene Ontology annotation, cellular component: keratin filament; hemidesmosome; focal adhesion. The transcript is spliced from 97 exons. Gene Ontology annotation, biological process: intermediate filament bundle assembly; cytoplasmic microtubule organization; hemidesmosome assembly. The record is from RefSeq and is a predicted model, not a curated record.
GCGUAAACCUCUCCUCUCCUCUUACGCUUUCCCCUGCCCCCCACCUCUCCCCACCUCUGACCACUCACAGACACACUGACCAGCCGGGAGUCAGCUCCAACAGCGGGACUCUGGAGAUAUGCAUGUUUACACUUCCUGCUGAGAGUGUGGGACACACUGGGAAAGUCUCUCCACAGAGGCAGAGGGAGUAAGUUGCUCUGCUGGAGUAACUGUUCUCUGGGCCACGCUGCCUUUAUGGUGUUUGUUUUGGAUUAGCAGGGCAAAGGGAGCGGUUUCAAAGGUCAACGGGGACUUCAGAGGCUGACGUGAGGGACUGGGAAUAGGAAGGAGCUUUGGAACGAGCGUGUCAGCAGCCUGCUCCUCAGACUUGGAAAGAGUUCAGUUCCACUCGCUGCCGGGACAGCUUUCGGGUUUAUCAUUAAGGCUGUUCUGUGUGGUAGCGCCUUGUGAGGACAAGGAAAAUAAGAUGGCAUUCUCUUGCUGGCAUAAGGGACCCCUUCAGCUUGUUGGAUUUUCUGAUGUUUGUGUUUGAAGGAAGUGGCAGCUGGUGCUGUUUGGGCCUGUGGAGUUUUACAGGUAGCAAAAUGUGUAAGUGACAAUCAUGGGUAAUGUGUGUGGAUGUGUGAGGGGACAUAAGGAGGAAUGUUACGUUGAUCCCACUAAAGCUCCCCUCAGCCCUGCGCCCAAGGAGCUCCGAGGCCAGCGUUACUUCCAAAGGAAAAAGAAGAGGAAGUCUGGAGACUUUAAUCGUGACUCUGUGAGGAGCCAUGGUGGAGAGAGCUGCCAGGAUGAGACUCUUCCAACUGAUGCCGGCCAGAGGUCCAACAGCCCAGCAGGUACUUUAAAGUCAGGGCAGGCAGAAGCUUCCGGGCCCAGGCAUGGCAGUAUCAGCCAUGGGGUUUACGUUGGACAGGUACCGGUGUUUCGAACCGGCAGAAGACCCGGCGUACGGCAGUUCUGGUCCACCACUGAACACAAUCUCCACAGAGUCACUAAAGGAUCUAGAAGCAUUGCACCAAAGGACGGGCUACUGGAGAAGAAGCUGCUCCGGAGGCAGCUGCGGAGGGCGGUGAGUUUCGGGGCGGUUGAGCACAUGCUCCGUACAUUGAGGAGAGACGGUUCCCACAGGACCAGUACGGAUCAUCAGCUGGAAAACAUGAAGAGCCUGUCUCGGAUUAUAUGUGACAGCCAAGUGCACAGGAAGAGGAGGAGGGCCAACACGUGCUCUGGAGGAUCCAUUUCCCACGACUCUCUGGACCCUGUCCAAGAAAAGUCUUCCUCAAAACAAUCUGAGAUCUCGGACAUCCACGUCACUGGGGAGUCCGAAGACAUGACGGCCAAGGAGAGGCUGCUGCUGUGGUCCCAGCAGAUGACCGAGGGCUACGUAGGUGUCCGCUGUGACAACUUCACUACCUCCUGGAGAGACGGAAGACUGUUUAAUGCUCUAAUUCACAAGUACAGGCCUGACCUGGUGGAUUUGAGCAAAGUGUCAGCACAGAGUAUCAGGUCAAACUUAGAACAGGCGUUUGGUGUGGCUGAGCAGCUGGGAGUGGCUCGGCUGCUGGACCCAGAAGAUGUGGACGUAUCAACUCCAGAUGAGAAGUCGGUCAUUACUUAUGUCUCCACGUUAUAUGAUGUCUUCCCCAAAGUACCAGAAGGUGUUGAGGGCAUCAAUGCAAAUGAUGUCGAUGUUAAAUGGGUGGAAUACCAGAAUAUGAUCAAUUACCUCAGCCAGUGGAUCAAACACAACGUUUCUGUCAUGUGUGACAGAAACUUUCCUAGUAAUCCUGUGGAACUUAAGGCACUUUAUUCGCAAUACCUGCACUUCAAGGAGAGCGAAAUCCCACCGAAAGAGAAUGAGAAGACCAAAAUCAAACAUCUUUACAAAAUGCUAGAGGUGUGGAUCGAGUUCGGUCGCAUCCAGCUGCCGCAGGGCUACCAUCCUAACGACGUGGAGAAGGAAUGGGGCAAGCUGAUCGUGGCCAUGUUGGAGAGGGAGAAGAGCCUGAGGCCUGAAGUAGACAGACUUGAAAUGCUGCAGCAAAUAGCCAACAGAGUCCAGCGGGACUGCGUAGCUGGAGAGGACAAAUUGGCUUUAGCACGAACAUCUCUGCAGUCGGAUGCAAAGAGGUUAGAGUCUGGGAUCCAGUUCCAGAACGAGGCGGAGAUCGCUGGAUACCUGCUGGAAUGUGAAAACCUGCUGAGACAGCAAGUGGUGGACAUUCAGAUUCUGUUGGAUGGAAAGUUUUACCUGGCAGAUCAGCUUGUUCAGAGAGUAUCCAAGCUUCGUGAUGACCUGCUUGCCCUCAGGACAGAAUGCUCUUCAGUCUAUAGCAAAGGGCGCACACUGACCACUGAGCAGACCAAGAUCAUGAUCUCCGGAAUCACCCAGAGCUUAAACUCAGGCUUCUCCCAGAACAUCAGUGCAGGCCUGAGUCCGGCUCUGACCCCGGCUCUCACACCCGGAGCGCUGGUCACACAAGGUUCCACUCUGUCCACCAGCCUCAGCCCCGCUUUAACCCCGGGCAUGACCCCCACCCUGACCCCUGGUCUGACUCCAGGCCUGCAGCCUGCCUUGGUGGGUGGAGGAGAAAUGGAAACGGGGGUCCUCCAACACCUGAAACAGAUGCACAUCCGCAAGCCAAUGCUGAAGUCGUCCCUAGUAGACCCCAACCUGUCAGAGGAAGAGGUGAAUUUGAAGUUUGUGCAGGACUUGCUGAACUGGGUGGAGGACAUGCAGUUGCAGCUUGAUCGAGGAGAAUGGGGAUCAGAUCUGCCAAGCGUUGAAUCUCAUUCAGAAAAUCACAGAAAUGUUCACAAAGCCAUCGAAGACUUCCAGAUGAGCCUUAAAGAAGCAAAAAUUAGCGAGAUUCAGAUGACCCCGCCGCUGAAACAGAGUUACUCAGAGAAGCUGGGCAACUUGGAGAACCAAUAUGCAAGACUACUGAACUGUUCCAGAGAGAGACAGAAGCACCUGGACAGCCUGCAUGACUUUGUGUCCCACGCCACCCAGGAGUUAAUUUGGCUUAAUGAGAAAGAGGAAGAGGAGGUGGCCUUCGACUGGAGCGAACGGAACAGUAACAUCUCCAGGAAGAAAGACUAUCACGCUGAUUUGAUGAGAGAGCUGGAUAAAAAAGAAGGAGUGAUCAAGUCAGUGCAGGACCAGGCUGACAUCCUUCUGCAGCAGAACCACCCUGCCAGGCUUACAAUCGAGGCGUAUAAGGCUGCCAUGCAGACGCAGUGGAGCUGGGUCCUGCAGCUCUGCUACUGUGUGGAGCAGCAUCUGAAGGAGAACGCUGUGUACUUCGAUUUUUUCAAUGACGCCAAAGAGUCCAUGGACUACCUUAAGAGCCUUCAAGAUUCCAUUAGCAGGAAGUAUGGGUGCGACCGGACCAGCGGGUUGCACAGGCUGGAGGACCUCAUUCAGGAGUCUAUGGAUGAAAAAGAGCAGCUUCUGCAGUACCGCAGCACUGUGGCUGGACUGGUGGGCCGAGCGAAGUCCGUCGGCCAGCUCAAACCCCGCAACCCAGAGAGCCCUGUCCGAACAUCCAUCCCUGUCAAAGCCAUCUGUGACUACCGUCAAAUAGAGAUCACCAUCUACAAAGAUGACGAGUGUGUGUUGGCCAACAACUCUCACAGAGCUAAGUGGAAGGUGAUCAGUCCCUCAGGAAACGAGGCCAUGGUGCCUUCUGUCUGCUUCAGUGUGCCCCCGCCCAAUAAGGAGGCUGUGGACAUGGCCAGCAGGAUUGAGCAGCUGUAUCAGAAUGUUCUAGCACUGUGGCACCGCUCCCACAUCAACAUGAAGAGUGUGGUGUCCUGGCACUACCUAAUGAUGGAUAUCCGCACCAUCCGGAAAAGCACUGUAGCCUCCAUUAAGACCAUGUUGCCGGGCGAGCACCAGCAGGUCCUGAGCAGCCUGCAGUCCCACUUCGAGGAGUUCCUGGAGGACAGUGAGGAGUCGGAGGUGUUCACCGUGGCCGACUGCGCUCAGCUGGAGAGAGAGGUGCUGGCCUCUAAAGAGUACUACGAGGAGCUGCUGAAGUCUGCAGAGAGAGAGGAACAUGAGGAGUCUGUGUACAACCUCUUCAUAUCAGAGGUGCGGAACUUCCGCAUGCGCGUGGAGGCCCAUGAGGAGCAGCUGAUCAGACAGAUCCGCACUCCUCUGGACCGAGAUGAUCUGCAGGCCAGCAUGCAGCGCAUCACCGAGCAGGAGAGGAAGAAAGCAGAGCUGGAUCGGCUGAAGGAAGAUCUGGAGGUGUUAAAAGAGAAGUGUGAGGUGUUCCUGAGGCAGGCCGCCAACUCUCCGUCUGUCCCCACCCUCUCCUCUGAGCUCAGCGUCCUCACUCAGAGCAUGGCUCAGGUCUACUCCAUGUGCUCCAUCUACCUGGAGAAGUUGAAGGCGGUGAGUUUGGUGGUGAAACACAGCCAGAGUGCCGAGGCUCUGGUUAAACUCUAUGAGGCUAAGCUGUGUGAAGAGGACGCGGUUAAUGCUGACGUCAAAUCCAUCGAUUCAGUCAUGAGUACACUCAAGCAAUGGCGGUCUGAGAUUGAUGACAGGCGGGAGGUGUUCCAUGAUCUGGAGGAUGAGCUGCAGAAAGCCAGGCUCAUCAGUGACCGUAUGUUCAAAACACACAACGAGAGGGAUUUUGAUCUGGACUGGCACAAGGAGAAGGCAGAGCAGCUCGGGGAGAGGUGGCGUAACGUCCAUUCUCAGAUUGAGAACAGACUGAGGGACCUGGAAGGCAUUAGCAAGUCUCUGAAGUACUACAAGGACACCUACAGCAGCCUGGAUGUGUGGAGCAAAGAGAUGGAGGCCAGCCAGAGGAAGGCACAGGAGAACCAGCCAGAGGACAGCAAGGCUUUAGCUGAGUUACUCAACCAACAGAAAGUGCUUGUUGCAGAAAUUGAACGUAAGCAGAGCAAGAUUGAUGAAUGUCAGAAGUAUUCGGAGCAGUAUUCAGCUGGAGUUAAAGAUUAUGAGCUGCAGCUGAUGACCUACAGGGCCAUGGUGGACUCUCAGCACAAAUCCCCGGUGAAGAGGAGAAGAAUGCAGUGCUCGUCUGACGCCAUACAACAGGAGUUUAUGGACCUCCGCACUCGUUACACGGCCCUGGUUACUUUAAUGACUCAGUAUGUGAAGUUUGCAAGUGAGACACUGAAGAGGGCAGAAGAAGAUGAGAGGAGGUCCUCUUUGGAAAGGACUGAAUACAGGAGCUGGAUGGAGAGCUCGGAGCUGCAGAAAGCAGCAAGCGAAGAGGAGAUCACCAGACUGCAGCGACAGAAAUCUGUUGAGGACGAGAAGAAAGUUCAUACCAAUAAAGUUAACAAGUUAUUAAACUGGAUGUCCAGUACGAACCAGAACAAAGAUGGGCAGGCUUUGACUGAUGAUAAAGCUGACACAGAGAACUCUAAUAAGCAUCAGAUUCCAAUGGAAGAAAGACAGUCAAAGAAAGAAGAAAUUGCAGAAGCGCUGCAGAGCACUCAGCUGAUGUUAACCAAGCACAGCGACAAGAUGACUGAGGAGGAAAAGCAUGAAAUGAAGGAGCAGCUGAAGUCUCUACACCAGGCCUACAGUGAGCUCUCUCAGCAGACUGAAGACCAGACUCCCACAGCUGAACAGGAGUUCCAGGUCAUUGAAGGCAUUCUAGAUGUAAGAAGCAGAGCCAUCCUGUCCGUUUGCCGCUCAGUUCAAAAUGGUCUUGUUGACCACUGCACAGGGCUCAGUCUCUUGGAGGCUCAGCUUAUAACAUCAGAACUGAUUUUACCUGAAUUCCGCAUGUGUCUGGACUUGGAGGAUGCACUGAAGCACAAUCUCGUGGAUAAACCCACAUAUGAACAGCUGCACGACUUGAAUGAAGCCAAUAAAUGCCUUCAGAUGCCACCUUACGCCUCUGAACCCCUGCCAGUGGUGGCAGCAGUGAACGACAUGGUCAUUUCAGAGCAUCUAGCCAUAAAGAUCAUUGAGAUCCAGCUCGCCACUGGUGGCUUGCGACUGACGUAUACUGGAGAUUGCUUGAGUCUACAGAGGGCCUUUCAGUUUGGCCUGAUUCCCCACGCUCUGUAUAUUCAGAUACUGCAAAGACAAAACACCUGGAAGGAUUUGAUUGAUCCCAACUCAGCUGAAAAGGUCUCUCUAAUCCAGCUCAUGCAGAGGAGCAUUGUGCAUGAGGAGACAGGGCUCCGGCUGCUGCCAGUGAAGUCUAGGAAAGAUGGCACUAUAUCUCUGACGUCUGGGAGAGAAGUCAGCAUUCUCAGAGCCAUGCACGAAGGUCUAAUAGAUCGCGAGACCAUGCUCAGGCUGCUGAGUGCGCAGCUGUUUGCAGGGGGCAUAGUUGACACUACAAGCAACUGUAAGUUCACGGUUGAAGAGGCGCUGUCUAUGGGGCUUAUUGAUCAGGACACUGCCAGUGGAAUUCUGAGCCUCCAAGCCAAAAACGGUGGCAUCGUCAACCCACAUAACGGGUCCAGAGUGACAGUUGAUGAAGCUGUGCAGUGUGACUUGAUGAGUUCCAGGAGUGCCCUGUUAGUUCUGGAGAAGCAGAGGUGUUUCAUGGGCCUCCUGUGGCCUCACUCUGGAGAAAUCCUCACCGUCUCAACAUCUCUACAGCAUGAAAUCAUCACUGACAAACUGGCAUCUGAGCUGCUCUGCCAUCGCCAUAAGAUAGCAGCACUUUACAUACCAGAAAACUCAGAGGUCAUAGAUAUUGACUCUGCUGCUCAGGAUGGACUGAUCGACACUUACACAAAAGAUUUGCUGAAAACGUUAAAGAUACCCGACACGUUCCCCAGUGUAGAAGAUUUUAAUGACAGGUUUUCCACUUGGCUGGUAAUGCGUGAGAUUCAACUUGCAGGCUUUCAGAGAUCCAAGGAUGAAAUGGAAAUCGAUCAAAGCUGCAUUAAUGCCCCAUCUUUUUCCGAGUCAAAUCAGUUAUUUAUCUCGUAUCUAAUGAUGAACAGCUACAUGGACCCAAAAUCAGGUCAGAGGCUUUUGGUUUUUGAUAGGCAGUUAAAUAAAAUGGCUAAAGUGCUGCUAGAAAUGUCAGGAGAAGAAGACAUGGAAACAGACGAUUCUUCACGUCUGGAUGAGAACAUUACUGAAAAUGUGCGUGAAUUUCAGUUGGCGCACACUGAUGAUUUACAAAUCACACAAACUGAGAAGUCCUGUGUAAGAAUUCCAAAUAAAAACGAUACAGAGGUCUCAGAAGGGGCUGCUGGUGGAAAGGAAGUUUGCCUAAUAUCUUCAAAAACAAUUGGAACUGGCAACGGUCAUUCAGACAUCUCAGAUUCAACAGACAUUUUUGGCAGUUCAGUGAGUGCUGCAGUGGGAACUACGCUUUCUGAUGAGUUCCCUAAGCAUCACACAUUUGGCGCUGUAAACACAGUAACGCCACAUUCUAGUGGAAUGCAGAUUUCACAUUCAGAUCUGCAGGAGUCGUCUCUGGAUGUGUACUUUCCUCAGGAUGGGCAUGAGUUUCACAAUACACACACCAGUCAUUUGGUAUACCUUCAUAUUGAUAAACCUCCCAAGGAAAUUUCUCUAGAGAAUACUGAUGAAAAAACUGUUAGGUCUGACUGGUUCACCUCAGUUUCAGGAGAAAAGUUAAACACACCCUCAGACAACAGUUCACACAGGUCUUCAGUUACGCACAUUACACCAAAUCCGAGUGCCCCAGAGGGAGCAACACUCUUAGAGUCAUUCUUUCAGGACCACACAGGUGAUGUCACUACAUUAGAUCAGCCUUCUAUAGGAAUAUCAGAUUCAACUUUAUAUAUGCUUGAUUCAUCUCUGGAGGAGGACAUCUCCCAUGAUAAGAAUGAUCUUCACAGUGCUCACACUAGUGAUUCUGAAAUGGUGCAUAUGAAUACGCCCCUGGCAAGAACUCCAGAGUUAAUCUGUAUAGAGAAUGCUGAUGGAAAUGAAGAUAGUGUGUUAUCUUUAACCAGUAGAUCUGCCAGGCUCACCUCAGAUUCAGGAGAAAUGUUGAACACACUCUCAGACAACAGCUCCUCACACAAAGCUUUAGAUACACAUGUAAUAACACAUCAGAGUGAUCCAGAGAGAACUACAUCUCCUGAGCCAUUCUAUCAGGACCACACAGAUGAUGUCACUGCAUCAGUUCAACCUCCUAUAGGGAUAUCGAUUUCACAUUUAGAUUUGAAUGAUUCAUCUCUGGAUGAGGACAUCCUUCAGGACGUGCAUGAGCUUCACAGUGCACACUCUAGUCAUUUGGAAGUCAUGCAUAUUGAUAAUCACUUAGAAAGCAUUCCAGAAGAGAGUGGUUUAGAGAUCUCUAUAGAAGGUUCUGAUAGAAUUGAAGAUCCUGUGAAAGCUUUAACUGUUGGGUUUGACAAGCUGGUCUCAGGUUCAGGAGAAAUGUUUAACGCUUCCAUAAUCAACAGUUCAUACAAAGCUUUAGGUACAGAUACUCAAUCUAGUCAAAGUACCACUGAGGACACUAUGUUUUCAGAUGAAUACUCUAAAUUCUACACAAAUGGUGCUGCCAGUACAUUAACUUCACAGUCAGAUUUACAUGAAUCCUGUCUGGAUGACGACAUCCCUCAGGAUGAAAAUGGGUUUCACCUUAAACCCACUAGUGAAUCUGACAUCAAUAGCAUUGAUAAAAAAUCUGCAAGAACUUUAGAAGAGAAUGAUUUAGAGAUCUCAAUCAAAGGUGCUGAAGAAAAUGAAGAGGGCAUAACAAGUCAAAUGGAUCCAGAGGAAAUGAAAAACUUGAAAGAUUUCCUUCAGUAUCAAACAAAUAGUACUUCUAACUCAGCUCAGAUUUCUGAAAGAAUGAAGGUUUCAUAUGAAAAUGGAACAAAUGUUUCAUCUCUGGAUGAGAACAUUCCUCAGAAUGUGAAAGAGUUUCACAAGACACAAGCCAGUGAUUUGGGUGACCUGCAUAUUCAUGAGUCUCUAGCAGGAAUUCCAGAAGAGAGUAGUUUAGAGAUCUCUAAAGAAGGUGCUGAUAAAAAGGAGGAUUGUGGGAAACAUUUAACUACUGGAUCUGACAGCAUGACCUCAGCAUGGUCAAGAGAAAACCUUUACACCUCCUCACAUAACUGUCAUGUCCCUGAGGAAACUACACUUUCAGAUGCAUCCUCUAAACAACACACCACGUCUCCUAUAGAAAUGCAUGACCAUGAGUUUUACAUUGCCUACUCUGGCAGUUUGGAAGUCAUGCAUAUGGCUGAGUCUCUACCCGUAAUUCCAGAAGAGAGUGGUUUAGACAGCUCUGUAGAGGGUUCAGAUGGAAAAGAAGAUUGUAAUAACUGUUUAAUGAUUUCUGGGUGUGAAAAUCUAACCUCAGGCUCAAGUGAAAACAUUUACCAUUCUUCACAUAAUUGUUCUUCUUCUAAACUUAAAACGGAAGAUUGUGCCCCUGAGGAAUCUACACAAUUCGAUUCAUCAUCUAAACAAAAUACCAAUGAUGCUGUCAAUACUUUAAAUCAGUCUCAUAUAGAAAUGCAGAUUUCACAGUCUGAUUCCAGUCAUGAUUCAUCUCUGGAUAAGAGCAAUGCGGAUGAUGAUGACGAGUUUACCACUGAGGACACUACAUUUUCAGAUGAAUUCUCUAAAUUCUACACAACUGGUGCUGCCACUACAUUAGUUUCACAGUCAGAUUUACAUGAAUCCUCUCUGAUUUCUGGGUGUGAAAAUCUAACCUCAAGCUCAAGUGAAAACAUUUACCAUUCUUCACAUAAUUGUUGUUCUUCUAAACUUAAACCGGAUAAUUGUACACCUGAGGAUUCUGCACAGUUAGAUACAUCAUCUAAACGAAAUACCAAUGAUGCUGUCAAGCCUCCUAUAGAAAUGCAGAUUUCACAGUCUGAUUCCAGUCAUGAUUCAUCUCUGGAUAAGAACAAUGCCGAUGAUGACGAAGAGUUUCAUGUUGUACACGCUGGCGAUUUGGAAAUCAUGCAUAUCGCUGAGCCCCUACCAGUUAUUCCAGAGGAGAGUGGUUUAGGGACCUCUGUAGAGUGUUCUGAUUCUGAUGGACAUAGGGAUUGUGUUCAUUUAACCUCUGGGCCUGGCAACCUAAUCUUAUGUUCAGUAGAAAUGUUGAGCAGUUCUUCAGACAAGGGUUUAACUACAAAUAUAAAAACAGACCAAAAGGCACCAGAGGAAAACACUAAUUCAGAGGCAUCCAUAACAUUAGCUCCACCUUCUGCUUGCAUACAGACGUCACCGACAUUCGAUUCUGAAACAACUAUUGAAACAACAUUAAAGGAAGGCCCUACAGACUCUUCUGUACUUCUCAUGGAAGUAGAUAAAAACGGAAAGACGACCUCUGAACACCCUCAGUCUGAAGGUGUGUGGGAUGACAAGCUUGAGCGAGCCUAUGCCAUUCAUCUUCUGAGAGCCCAAGUAGAAGAAGGGGGUGUUUUGGAUGUCACAUCUGGAAAGCAUUAUGACCUAAACGCUGCUGUUGAUAAGGGCCUUAUUGAUCCAGAGACUGUGUUAGAGGUACUUGCACUGCAGCUUCAGCAGAAAGAUGUCAUAGGAAACGAGGCGGUCACAGUGUCAGUGCUGAAACAAGCUCUGGCGCAAGGCUAUGUAUCAUCCAAGGUAGCAAAGCAGAUUAUGGAGCAGCAGAACCUAGAGGGAGACUCAGCUUUUGAAAGGACUUUGAUUACUGAAGACACUGUAUUUGAUUCCAGUAUUGUCCUUGAUUCAGAGGCAGUUCAGAAGGCUAUCACUGAUUCAGAGGGAAUUAGCACCUCCAGUGUGUCUGGUCCUGGCCUGGGCAUUCUGGAAGAAGAGGUAGCUGAGAAAUUUGUACAGCAAGAGUCUCUCGAAAUUGUAGCAACGCAUGCAGUUGACCUUACUGAUCAGCGGUUCAGUCAAGAAUCACAAAGAGCUGAAAAUGCUGUGGAACCCCCUGCUCAACCAACGAACACAACCCAAAUGACCAGUAGUCUAGACUCAUCACACUCUUUGAAAAUUGUCAGCCAUACACCUUCUAAUGUGAUUCCAGGGACUGAAAAUUUACUUGACCACAAGAAAAUUUCACAGGAUCCCAAGAAUUCAGGUUUAGAAGCUGCUUCGGAAACCAAAUUGGAGCAAGACAGAGGUUCUACAGAAAACGAGAUUGAGAAAAAUGGAAUGUCUUAUAGUGUUGCCACUAAUGCUUUGCCAGAAGUUUCUUUAGCCAAGGUAGAGAACAUGGCACAUUGUGAGGAAGCAGUAAACCAGAUGGUGAGCCCAGUUCCGAGUGACUCGGGUGUAUCCUGCUCAUCCCAAAGCGAUGUUUGCACAGAUGAAAGGAAAUUGGACACUUUACUGAGCCUGGUUCAGUUGCAGGAGAAAACUGAAGGUGCUCUCACCACUGAUGGAUCUUCUUUACAGUCAGAGGUUGAAGAUGUAUCCUUCAAUACAGUGAAGGAUUGUAAGCCAUUUUCCUCACCAACUUAUGUCACACUCCCAGUGACUCCAGAACAUAGAGCUCCGGAGAGUCAAGCUGACCUGCAUCAGGAAUGGAAUAUACUGUCUCAACCUAUGGAUUCUUUUGAAGCCAGCCAAAGUAGCAUGGACCAGAAAGGCUCUGAUCAAUGCACUACUACUGAGAAUAGCAGGAAGGAAGAACCUGAAAGACCUGAGGAUGAUUUUAAGUCCAGUUAUGUUGGACCUUGUAUCGGCCAAUUCACAAUGGAUGAUUUUGACACCAACAAUCAAGAUGUCUGUGAUGAAACACUUUCAUUUAUAGACCCAUCACAAGCUGGCCCCAGAGAUGGUACAAAAACUAGGACACCAUCCUCAAAAGAGGUGCCAGAUGUCAGUCUGGGUAAUGCUAAAAAUGGAGAUGCCAGUAACACACAGCAGUUAUUUGAUGAGGUUGGUUUACCCAACUCUUCUUAUUCCCAGGCCGAAGUUAAUGCUGAGACAACUGCCAUUGCCUCUAGACUGACUAAUUCAGUGUCUAAUGAAAAUGUAGAUUCAGCAUUAGCCCCAGUUUACCAUGUGGGAGAGCAGCCAUCAGAAUCUGCUGGACUACAGCCUGUUAACAUGUUACCAAAUCCACCCAACAAAGCCCUGCUUAAUGUUCCUGUAACCCCAGACCCAGACAGUGUUAAACAACCACACAGCAGCCAAGAUUUGUGUGCUAAUACAUGGGAUUUGAGGGAAAUUCCUCCAGCAAUAAAUCCCAACAGUGAUGUCAACACGUUCAGUGAAGUGCCUGAGACUGAGAAGGGAGAGGAUAAUAUAAAUGAGAUUCAGAGAACAGACCAAGCCAUUAACAGCAGCGGUAAAGUCCUUCAGGAUAUCUCACUGUCUCUACAUGAAAGCAGUGUUCCUCAAGGCUUUCCUGAAAGCACUGGUCCAGAUCUGCUCCGCCAUGUGCAACAGCAUGAGAGAACGAACACAGAGAGCUGUCUGCCCACAGAGAGCAGUCCGAGUCAGGAUCAGACACCUCCAUCCCAUACUGAGCUAACACAGGCACAGCUCUUGGAGGUGAUUCAAGGGAUUUCUUCAUGCAAAGACCCAGAAAUGCUGAAAGACAUUUUAGGGAACCUAAGUUGUCUUCUGGAAAGUACGUCUCAUGGAGAUGAAUGCUCACCUAUAGAAAGCACAGAGACAGAGGCCAUACCUGCUACUACUGUAGACUGUAAAGAUGUCUUUCCUCAGCUGCCCUCUGAGACGGGUGCCUCAGCCACAGUGGAAGUGGAGGAGGCCAAAGUCAGGCCCAGAAUGUAUUCCACUCAGCAUUAUUUGGAGUGCACUGGCAAACUUCAGGACCAUUAUGAUGCUCUUGAGGAUAUCAGAAAUGAUUUGUUGACUGAGGGGCCUUUCACUACAGACAUAGAAGCUUUACACUGCCAGCUGGAAGACAUGCAGUCUUUGGAAGCACAGCUUGCAACUUUUCCUGCCAUUUUAACCUCAGAUUUGUGGAUAGCUGAACAACUUCUAAACUCUGCUGAUGAACUCACCCACACACAAAUCUACCAAGACCUGGCUGCAGUCUUUGUAGAUUUGCAAAACUUAUUCACAGAUGUUUGCCAGUUGUCAGCUGAAAGAAGUAAUGCAAUUCUCCAAGCCAUUGACAAAGCAAAGACAAAUCUGGAGACCACAUACCAGGAUCUUCUCAGCUCCCUUAAUAAACUGUCGUCUAGUAUUCAAGAUUAUGAUGAGAUGAUAAGUAAACUUGACAUCAUGAACACUGACGACCUGGAAACAAUUAAAUACAGGAUUCAGCAAAAUAAGGACCUGGAGAAGAACCUGUCUGGGACUCGGCAGCAUCUGGAGGACACGGCUUUUGAUGUCCAGCACUUUGUAUCCGAGCAUGCACAGUUUCUGAAUCCAUCUCAAAACAGGCAGCUGCUAAAAUCCCUCAGUUCCACUCAAAGGGCCUUUAAAGAAUUAAUGGACCGAGUGUUCACUCAGAGGCACACGCUGGACCUCCACUUAGAGAUCCGAGAAGAUGAGAGUCGGCAGCAGACUGCUGUGGAGAAGCAGAAGGAGUUCGUAGCCAAGCUUCAGGAGAUGUGUGACGACCUAACGCAGACCGAGAACCGUCUCAUUGGCCACCAGCAACAAGCUGGCAGUGCAAAGAGCGUGGGAGACCUGCAGCAGUACCAGCAGGAGCACCAGGCCUUGCAGAAAGACAUCCAGGGUAACGCGAGUGCCUUAAAUGAAGUCAUCAGCUGCACAAAGAAGUUCCUGGAUGAGAAUCGGAGCAAAUUGACUCCAGAGCAGAUUGCUGCUAUUGAGCAGAAGUUGGAAGAGGCUAAGAGCAAGGCUAAUAUGCUUAACCAGAUAGCAGAAGAGUCCAGGAAAGAUCUGGAGAAAGUUGUGACUACUGCAAUCAAACAGGAGACUGAAAAGGUUGCAGCUGUGGAACAGCUUGAAGAGAGCAAAAACAAGAUUGAGGGUCUUUUACACUGGAUCUCCAACAUCGGGACUGAAAAGGAGAUGGGAGGAUCACAGAAGGACUCGGUGGCUAAACAGAACGGAAACAUAGAGACCCCAGCUAAAAGAGUGAUGGGACCAGAAGACGAUCCUAAUGGAAAUGAAUUGAGCAGCACAGAUGUUAGCCCUGAGUGGUCAGGUGAAGGUGAAGACAGCAAAGAUCUGGAUCUGGACCAGCAGUUAGAGAAGGUUAAGGCUCGUCACCAGAGCAUCCUGUCUCAGCAGCAGGACCUGAUUAUUGCCACUCAGUCGGCUCAGGCUCUGCUGGACAAGCAGGCGGAGGUUCUGUCUCCUUCUGAAAAAGAGAAGCUGCAGAGAGACAUUCAGGAGCUGAGGGGACGCUACGAGGCCUCUCUGACCCAGGCUGAGCAGCAGAUGAAGCAGGUGCAGAACGUGCAGGAGGAGCUGCGUAAGUUUCAGAGCGACUGUGUCGAGUUUGAAGGUUGGCUGCAGCAGGCUCAGGAGCAGAUGGAGGAGCUGGGAGCUCCUGCUGGUCAAUUAGAGGUUCUGCAGGAGAACCUCCAGAGGCAGAAGAGCUUCUAUGAGGACGUGAUCUCCCACAAGGGAGACCUGCGUUUCAUCACCAUCUCAGGACAGAAGGUACUGGAUGUGGCCUGUAGCCGAAAGGACUCUGGAGAGAAAGAGGCGCUGCCAGGAGUGGACACCUCGGGAACAUGUGCUGCUGUAAAGGAGAAGCUGGACUCUGCUACUGCUCGUUACAAAGAUCUGCACUCCCAGUGCAACCAGCUUGGCACCAACCUCAAAGACGUGGUUGACAAGUACAAGAAGUAUGAAGAUGCUGCUGGAGGUCUGUUGACGUGGCUGAAUCAGUCUGAGGAGGAGGCGAGGAGACAGCAGUCUGAGCCCAUCGCUGCAGAUCCUCAGACUCUCCAGAGACAGCUGGAGGAGACCAAGGCUCUUCAAGGGCAAACCACUGGUCGCCAGGCUGCCAUGGAGACGCUGCGCAAAACCGCAGAUGCUCUCGUCACUGCAGAGGGAGACCUGCUGAGCAAUCAGGAUGAAAUUCAGGAAGCAGUGGAGGACAUGUUGGAAAGGUACGAUAACUUGUCCAAAUCAGUGAGCGACCGAAACGAGAAGCUGCAGAUGACACUAACGCGCUCGCUGAGUGUACAGGAUGGGCUGGAUGAGAUGAUGACCUGGAUGGAUAAAGUGGAGGAGAGCCUUGGGAAGGAAGCACAAGUGCCUCUAGACUCAGCGGCUAUUGCAGAUGCACUCAGCAAGGAAGCAGUCCUGGAGCAGGACAUAUCCAGCAGGCAGAGCAGCAUCUCCGCCAUUCAGGCCAAGGUGAAGAAGUUUGCAGACACCGCAGAACCGGCAGCCGCCGCUCUGCUCCAGACCAAGAUGGAGGGUCUCACUCAGCGUCUCUCCGACGCCUGUGAGAAACACAAGCAGAAGGUGGAGCAGAUGGAGCAGCUGAAGGAGAAGGUGGAGCAGUUUGAGAAGACUUCUGAGAAGGUACAGCAGUUUGUGCUGAAACGCUCACAAGCUCUCUCAGAGACGGACGGACCUGGAAGAAACGUGAACGAGCUCUCUGCUCUGGUGCAGGACAUGAGUGCAGAGAUGGCUGAACAUGCGAAGGACAUGGAAACGCUGCAGACGCUGUCUAAAGAGCUCUCAGGCACAGGCCUGGAAGGAAGUAAAGCUCUAAUUCAGGGCAAGAUGGCAAACCUGUCUAACACAUUCACUGCCUUUAAAGACACUAUUAAAGAGAAAGAGGAGGAGGUCUCGUCAUGCCAGGACCAGCUGGGGGAGUUCAAAGCGGCCGCAGGGGUGCUAAUGAAGUGGCUGGAGGAGACAAAAGACCAAGUGCCUGCGGUGCAGCCCAACUGCAGUGAACAGGGCCUGGGAAAAGACCUGCAGAAAGUCGAUAGCUUGCUUGAAGAAUGGACUGCUAAAGCUCCCGCUGUCGAGGAUAUAAAUAGCAAAGGGUCUGCGCUGUGUAGCCUAAUCAGUGUUUUGACAUCCCCAGCCAAAAUGCAUCACAAAUCAGUAACUAAUGGCUCGGGUCCAGGAGGCCACGCCUUCCUGACUAACAAAGAGCUGGUGCUGGUGCAGCAGAACAUGCUGUGCGUCAGUGAGGGUCACAGAAACCUCGGGGAGCUGCUGAAGGCCCGGUCCUCACAGUUAAACUCUCUGCUGCUGAAGGUGCGUGGAGCACAUAAUGAGGCGGAGUCCAUGCUGCAGUGGCUGGAGGACAUGAAGAAGACAGCAGAAUCGUGGAGCUCUGAGCCCACAGCAAAAGACUCAGUGAAAACACAAAUGGAGCAGCAGAAGGCCUAUGAGGAACGAAUGAAGCAGAAACAGCAGCAUUACCAGCAGCUGAGGGAGAAGGUGCUCCACCUGAUAGAGGAAAACCCUGAUUCACCUGAAGCAGCAAAAUGGAAGCACAUGCUGGACCAGAUAGAUGCAGGAUGGAAAGAGGUCAUGGGCUCUGUGGAGAACAGGAAGCAACACCUGGAGGAAUCUUCCCGCACUCUGGAGCACUUCCAGACGACCCAGUUGCAGCUCUCCCAGUGGCUACAAGAGAAAGAGCUGAUGAUGAGCGUUUUGGGGCCUUUGUCUAUGGACCCAAACAUGCUCAACACUCAGAAGCAGCAAGUACAGAUUCUUUUGAAAGAGUUUGAAGGGCGUAAGCCUCAGUACGAGCAGCUGAACGAGGCUGCUGUGGCUAUCACUAGUGCAUCAGGAAAGCAGGACCCUGCAGCCGAGAAGGUAAUGGAACAGCUAUCUGUAAUCAACAAGCAGUGGCAGGCUCUGACCGGACAGCUGUCUCAGCGAGAUGCCCUCAUCGAGCAGGCCGUGGAGAAGACCACACAAUUCCAGGAGCUUCUCCGCAGCCUGGGAGAGAGUUCAGCUGCCUUAGAGUCUCAACUCAAUGACCAGCAGGCCCUCAGAACACAGCCGGAUGCGGUCAAGAAGCAGCUGGAGAACACUAACGCUAUCCUGACUCAGCUGGGUGAGGAGAAGAAGAAGCUAAAGGAGGCUGAAAGCCUGUGCUCUGAGCUUUUACAGCUGGUGACUGAAGAAUACCUCAGAGCCAACCUCACCAAACAGCUGGAAAGCGUCUCCAAACCGUUCAAGCUACUUGAAGAAAAAGCAGGAAAGAGGAUUCGGCUGCUCAACUCUGCAUUUGUCAGCUCGCAGCAGUUCCAUCAAACAUCCAAGGACUUCCAGGACUGGCUAGACCAAAAGCUCCAGGAGCAAGCUGAACCUCAGUCCAUCUCAGCCGAAGCAGAGACCCUGAGACAAAACCUUAAGGAGCACAGUCUGGUCCAGAGGGCCCUGAGUGAACAUGAGGAGCUAUACAACACCAUAGUGAAGGAGGGAGAGACUCUGCUGCAGAGCACUGAGGGAGCUGAGAAGGUGGCUCUCCAAGGGCAGCUUUCAGCCCUCAGGUCUCAGUGGGAGGAAGUGAAAAGAGGAGCUGCAGAGCAUGCAGAGAAGCUCAACACUGCCAUGGAGAGAGUCCAGAAAUACAAGGAGCAUGCAGAGAACCUGAGCUCUUGGCUGCAGGAGUGUGAAGCCAGGUCCAACACGGUGAAGUUCAGCGUUGAUCCUAUGGAAGUUGAGAGCUCCCUCUCACAGGUGAAGGCCAUCCAGAAAGAUAUGGACAAACGCAGAGGUCAGAUGGAGCUGCUGAGCACAGCAGCAGAUAGCCUUCUGGAGGUGGCCACAAAAGACGUGGAUGCAGUAAAGGAAGAGAAGACCAUCAUUGGGAAGAAUGUGGAUAAGUUGGCAGAAGACCUGCAACAUAAGAAGGAGUCGCUGGAAAAGCUCUCUCAGAGGCUAAAGGAGUUCAGUGACACUCAUAAAGAACUCAAAGGCAAACUUGAAGGCACACAGAAGCAACUGGAGACUAACUCUGGCCUGGGUGGUCAGGCUUUCAGUAACAAGAACUUGACUAAUAUGAAGGCCCAGCAAACAAACCUAGAAGGAGUCCAUAAUCAAAUAGAGAACCUUAAAAGUAUAGCUCAAGGCCUGGUGGUGGAGGUACCGGAUGCUGAAGGGGUAACAGAUCUCCUCCUUCAGGUUGACAGUCUUGAGACAGAGCACAGCUCCAUCAGCAAAGCAGUUGAAGAAACCUGUUCCACGCUGGAAAACAAGCUACAAGGCAUCGGCCAGUUCCAGGACACCAUUCGAGAGAUGUUCACCAACUUUACAGACUUGGAUGAUGAGCUGGAUAGCAUGAACCCUGUAGGCAGAGACCUAGAAACUCUGAGAGAUCAGCAAGGUGCCAUACAGAACUUUAUUGCUCAACUCCAGGAUCUGAUGAACAACACAGCCAGUGCUAAAGAGACCUGCAAGAAGAUGCUUGAGACCGAGACUUCACCCGAUCUGCUUGGCCUGAAGAGAGACCUAGAGGCCCUGAGUAAGCAGAGUGGAAAGCUGAUGGACAGGGCUAAUGGCAGGAAAGAGCAGGUUCAAGACAUUUUGAAACACUUGGAAGAGUUCUACACCAAGCUGCAGACGUUCUCACAGACGAUGGGCACAGCAGAAGAGCAGGAGGAAUCUCAAGGGCCUGUAGGCAUGGAGACAGAUGUGAUAAACCAGCAGCUGGAGACAUUUAAGGUUUUCCAGAAGGAGGCCAUUGAGUCACUGCAAACACAGUUGCAGGAGCUGAACUGGCUGGGCCAGGGACUUAUUCAGAAUGCUCCUAAAGGCACCAGCACAAAGAGCCUUGAACAUGACCUGGAGGAGGUCAACACCAGAUGGAACACCCUCAACAAAAAGGUAGCAGAGAGGUCAGCGCAGCUCCAUGAAGCUCUGCUGCACUGUGGCAGGUUCCAGGAUGCUCUUGAGUCUCUGCUAAGCUGGCUGACAGACACUGAGGAGCUUGUGGCCAGUCAGAAGCCACCAUCAGCCGAGUUCAAAGUCGUCAAAGCACAAAUUCAAGAACAGAGACUCUUGCAGAGGCUGCUGGAUGACCGCAGACCUACAGUGGAGCUCAUUAAGAAGGAGGGGGUAAAGGUGACAGAACUAGCUGACUCUGUUGAUAAGGAGAAGAUUGGAAGGGAGAUUGAGUGCCUUGGACAGAGGUGGGACAAUCUACUCAAGAAAGCAGAAAACAGACGUAAGCAGCUGGAAAGCAUUUUGGUGGUGGCCCAGCAGUUCCACGAGACUCUUGAGCCAUUGGUCGAGUGGCUCACUGCUACAGAAAAAUGUCUGGCCAGCUCUGAACCCAUUGGUACCCAGACCUCCAAGCUGGAAGAACAGAUCAGCCAGCAUAAGGCCUUAGAGGAGGAGAUUAUAGACCACAGUAAAAGCUUGUAUCAGGCCAUGAGUCUGGGCCAGGCGCUGCGGACAGUCAGCUGCGUGGACGAUAAGGAGCUGAUCCAGGCGAAGCUGGACAGCACUCAGAGCGGCUACAUAGAGCUGCAGGAGCGCUGCCGCAGAAAAGCUGAGCUGCUGCAGCAGGCGUUGGCCAAUGCCAGGCUCUUCGGGGAGGAUGAGGUGGCUCUCAUGAACUGGCUUGAUGAAGUCCACAGCAGACUCAGAGAUGUCUCAGUCCAGGACUACACUCCGGCUGUGCUGGAUAAACAACACGCUGACCAACUGGCGCUGCAUGAGGAUAUUGAGUUGAGGAAACAGAAUGUUGAUCAGGCCAUGCAGAAUGGACUGGAGCUGCUGAAACAGACCACAGGGGAUGAAGUGGUGGUUAUUCAGGGUAAACUGGAUGGAAUAAAGACGAGAUACGCAGAGAUCAGCACAAUGAGCAGCAGCGUGCUGGCGACACUGAACAAGGCCCUGUCUCUGGCCACCAAAACGCAGCACACACACGAGGAACUGAGCUCCUGGCUGGAGAAAGUGGAGUCUGAACUGGCUGUGUUUGGAGCUCAGGAACCAGUGGGAGAGCAGCUCACUCAGGUGCAAGACAGGCAGAAAGCUCUAAUGACUGAGGUUCAGGGUCGCAGGCCAGUGCUGGACACUCUGAAUGAAGUGAGCAGUGCUCUGCUGGAGCUCGUGCCCUGGCGUGCCCGCGAGGGCCUGGAUAAACUGGUCACAGAGGACAACGAGCGUUACAGGUCCGCCAGUGACGCCAUUGCCCAGCAUGUGGAUCAUACAGGAGCAGCCAUCCUAAAAUCACUGCAGUUUGAGCAGGCAGCAGACACUGAGCUAGCCUGGCUGACUGAGGCAGAGAGGAAGUUGUCAUCUCUAGGGGACAUCAAGCUGGAGCCGGAGCAGACCACCGCUCAGCUGCAGGAGCAGAAGAGCUUCUCCAUGGACAUUAUGAGGCACAAGGAUGCAGUGGAUGAUAUCGUGAAGACAGGCGACGCCAUCAUGAGCAGCAAGGACAAGGCGGAGAAGCAGGCUCUGAAGGGUAAGGUCCAGUCUCUCUUGGAGAAAUACAGCGCAGUGAGUCAGCUGAACUCAGAGCGCUGUCUGCAGCUGGAGAGGACCCACUCACUGGCCUGCCAGUUCUGGGAGACCUAUGAGGAGCUGUGGCCAUGGCUUCAGGAGACCCAGGCUAACUUUACCCAGCUUCCACAUCUCGCCAUCGAGUAUGAAGCACUUAGACAACAACAAGAAGAGCUGCGGCAACUGAGGGAGCUGAUUGCGGAACACAAGCCGCACAUAGACAAGAUGAACAAAACUGGUCCUCAGCUGGUAGAGUUGAGUCCAGUGCAGGGAGAGCCCAUCAGGGAGAAAUACCAGGCCACUGACAAGCUGUAUGCUCAGCUUAAAGCAGAUGUUAAACACAGAGCUGCUGCACUUGACGAGGCCAUCUCCAAAUCCACACAGUUCCACGAUAAGAUUGACCCUAUGCUGGAGUCUCUGGAGCGUAUAGUGGAGCGUCUGCGCCAGCCCCCCUCCAUCUCUGUAGAAGUGGAGAAGAUCCGUGAGCAGAUAUCUGAGAACAAAGCUGUGAAUAUGGACUUGGAGAAACUGCAGCCCGCGUAUGAAACUCUGAAACAACGUGGAGAGGAAAUGAUCACUCGUUCUGAGGGAGCAGACAAAGACCUGUCUGCUAAAGCCGUGCAAGACAAGCUGGACCAGAUGGUGUUCCUGUGGAACGACAUCCAGGCUCUUCUGGAAGAGAGGGAGGCUAAACUCCUGGAUGUGAUGGACCUGGCAGAGAAGUUCUGGUGUGAUCACUGUGCUCUUAUUGUCACCAUCAAGGACACACAGGACCUGCUGAGAGAGCUGGAGGAGCCUGGUGUGGAUCCCUCUGUUGUCAAACAGCAGCAGGAGUCUGUAGAGUCCUACAGGGAGGAGAUUGAUGGUCUUCAGGAGGAGCUGAAUGUGGUUCAGAACCUGGGGACAGAGCUGAUGACAGCCUGUGGAGAGCCAGACAAACCAGUGAUCAAGAAGAGUCUGGAUGAGGUGAACGUGGCAUGGGAGACUCUAAAUAAGACAUGGAAGGAACGAGUGGAGAGGCUGGAGGAGGCCAUGCAGGCUGCUGUGCAGUUCCAGGACGGUCUUCAGGGCAUGUUUGAUUGGGUGGAUAUUAUGGAGAGCAAACUGGAUUCGAUGUCACCCGUGGGCACAGACCUGGAGACUGUGAAACAGCAGAUUAAGGAGCUGAAGGAGUUCAAAGGCGAGGCCUACCAACUUCAGAUUGAGAUGGAGAGGCUGAACCAUCAAGCAGGGCUGCUUCUAAAGAAGGUUCUGGAGGAAGGUGACCGUGUUGCUAUUCAGGAGCCUAUCAAUGAACUAAAAAUGCUCUGGGACGGCCUGGACGAGAAACUCAUCAACAGACAGCACAAGCUGGAGGGAGCAUUGCUGGCCUUAGGGCAGUUCCAGCAUGCUCUAGACGAGCUUCUGGCCUGGCUUACUCACACUGAAGACCUGCUUAAUGAACAAAAGAAAACCAGUGGAGACCCCAAAGCCAUUGAGAUAGAGCUCGCAAAGCACCAUGUGCUGCAGAACGACGUCCUGGCCCAUAAAAGCACGGUUGAAGCAGUGAACAAGGCAGGGGGCGAUCUAAUGGAGUCCAGUGCAGGAGAAGAGGCCUGCGGGCUGCAGAGCAAGCUGGAAAACCUCAACCUGCGCUGGAGGGGCAUCCUGGAGAAGACUGAGCAGAGGAGGCAGCUUCUGGACAGCGCUUUGCUCCAGGCCCAAGGUUUCCAUGGUGAGAUUGAAGAUAUGCAGCAAUGGCUGAAAGACACAGAACGUCAGCUUUUGGCAUCAAAGGCGGUUGGAGGCUUACCAGACACGGCCCGCGAGCAGCUUAACGCCCAUCUGGAGCUGUGCGGGACAGUGGAGGUGAAGGAGGAACUCUAUCAGAAUCUUCUACACAGAGGUCAGCAGCUGAUCGCCCUGACGCCUGAGGGUCAGGACAGCACCACAGAGCAGGACCUCCGUAACCUGAAGGACAAGUGGGAGUGUGUGCAGACCAAGGUGGCUGAGAGGAAGGUGAAACUGGAGGAGGCAUUUGCGAUGGCCACAGAUUUCCACAACUCAUUGCAGGACUUCAUUAACUGGCUGACCCAAGCUGAGCAAACCCUGACCAUGGUCUCCCCAGCGUCGCUCAUCCUGGAGACUAUUUUGUUCCAGAUUGAUGAGCAUAAGGUGUUUGUGACAGAGGUGAACUCACACCGGGAUCAGAUCAUCGAGCUGGAUAAGACAGGAACCCAUCUGAAGUACUUCAGUCAGAAGCAGGAUGUGGUGCUGAUUAAGAACCUGCUGCUUAGUGUGCAGAGCCGCUGGGAGAAAGUGGUGCAGCGCUCGGUGGAGCGAGGACGCCUGCUGGAUGAUGCCAGGAAACGUGCCAAACAGUUCCACGAGAGCUGGACUAAGCUGAUGGAGUGGUUGGAGGAGUCUGAAAGGGCACUGGACUCGGAGCUGGAGAUCGCCAAUGAUCCCGACAAGAUCAAACUGCAGCUGGCUCAGCACAAGGAGUUCCAGAAGGCGUUGGGUGGGAAACACUCUGUGUACGAUACGACCGGACGCACAGGCCGAGCCCUCAAGGACAAAACCUCCCUUAAGGAUGACAACCAGAAACUGGACGACAUGCUUUGUGAACUCAGGGAUAAAUGGGACACAGUUUGUGGCAAGUCUGUAGAAAGGCAAAACAAGCUGGAAGAAGCUCUGCUGUUUUCAGGCCAAUUCACAGACGCUCUGCAGGCUCUGAUUGACUGGCUUUAUAAAGUAGAGCCUCAGCUGGCAGAGGACCAGCCCGUACACGGAGACAUUGACCUGGUGCUCAACCUCAUCGAUAGCCACAAGGUGUUUCAAAAGGAGCUAGGGAAGAGGACAGGCUCUGUGCAGGCUCUGAAGCGCUCUGCCCGUGAUCUGGUGGAGAACACCCAUGAUGACUCCUCCUGGGUGAAGGUUCAGAUGCAGGAGCUAAGCACGCGCUGGGAGACAGUGUGUGCUCUUUCAGUGUCCAAACAGACCCGGUUGGAGCAGGCCCUGUGUCAGGCGGAGGAGUUCCAUUCCACUGUUCACAUUCUGCUGGAGUGGCUGGCUGAAGCAGAACAGAGCCUCCGUUUUCAUGGUUCCUUGCCUGAUGAUGAGGAAGCCCUCCGAAGUCUCAUCGAGCAGCACAAAGAAUUCAUGAAGAAACUGGAGGAGAAGAGGGUGGCUCUGGGCAAAGCUAUCAGCAUGGGGGAGGCGAUCUUAGCCAUCUGUCAUCCGGACUCCAUCACCACUGUCAAGCACUGGAACACCAUCAUUAAAGCACGCUUAGAAGAGGUCACAGCAUGGGCAAGGCAGCAUGACCAGAGGCUGUCCACUGCUCUCACUGAGCUUCUGGCCACUCAGGAGCUUCUGGAGAGUCUGCUGAGCUGGCUUCAGUGGGCUGAGACCACACUCACAGAGAAAGACAAAGAACCCUUACCUCAGGAGAUAGAGGAGGUCAAAGCACUCAUCUCUGAGCAUCAGACAUUCAUGGAAGAGAUGACCAGGAAACAACCAGACGUGGACAAAGUUACCAAGACUCAUAAGAGGAAAGCCACUGCAGAACCUCUGGUUCAGUCUCAGAUUCCUGUGCUGGAAAAAGGAAGAACCUGCCGAAAAAGAUCCCCAACCCAGAACAUGUAUCCAGCAACAGCUCAGCCUCAAAUUGAGACAAAGAACCCCAGAGUUAACCUGCUGGUUAGUAAGUGGCAGCAGGUUUGGCUUCUGGCUCUGGACAGAAGACGAAAACUUAACGAUGCUCUGGACCGACUGGAAGAGUUGAAAGAGUUUGCCAACUUUGACUUUGACGUAUGGAGGAAACGUUACAUGCGGUGGAUGAACCACAAAAAGUCACGGGUCAUGGACUUCUUCAGACGCAUCGAUAAAGACCAGGAUGGCAAGGUCACCAGACAAGAAUUCAUUGAAGGCAUUCUUUCUUCAAAGUUUCCCACCAGUCGUCUGGAGAUGAGCGCUGUAGCAGACAUUUUUGAUCGUGAUGGGGAUGGGUAUAUAGACUACUACGAGUUCGUUGCUGCACUGCACCCCAACAAAGAUGCCUACAAACCCCUUACUGAUGCUGACAAGAUUGAAGAUGAGGUGACUCGCCAAGUGGCAAAGUGCAAGUGUCCUAAACGUUUCCAAGUGGAGCAAAUCGGUGCCAACAAAUACCGGUUCUACCUUGGAAACCAGUUCGGAGACUCCCAGCAGCUAAGGCUGGUGCGGAUCUUGCGCAGUACCGUCAUGGUGCGGGUGGGAGGAGGCUGGAUGGCCCUGGAUGAGUUUUUGGUGAAGAAUGACCCGUGUAGAGUUCACCACCAUGGGAGUAAAAUGUUGCGCUCGGAAUCAAACUCGUCAAUUACUCAGUCUCCUAUAGGUUGGCAACUCUCACACUUUCUCUCCUUGCUCCAUCCCAGUGCGAAAGGAAGGACCAAUGUGGAGCUGCGAGAGAAGUUCAUCCUUCCAGAAGGCACCACUCAGGUGAUGGCCAGCUUCCGCUACCGAGGCCGGAGGUCACGGCCGUCGUCGAGGGGCGCCUCCCCAAACAGAUCCAACUCCAGCCACAGCUGUACUGCUCAGCACAACCCAGCUGCUGCCUGUGCAUCAAAGACUCCCCAACAUUUAACACGCAAUUAUGAUAAACCCUGGCUGACAAACAGCAAAUCAGCUACUCCCCUAAAAUCAUCUGACUCCUUUGAAAGUCAAGGGUCAUCCAAUGAGGGCACUCCCAUCCAAGGCAGCAAACUGCGUCUGCCUGGCUAUUUGUCAGGGAAAGGCUUCCAGUCUGGGGAGGAAGGCACUCUUAUUAAUGCUGCUGUUCUGAAGGCCAGGGGUCAGGCGAUCGGCUCCAGCAAGAUUCCCAGCAGGCCAGGCAGUAAAGCGGGCAGCCGCGGGAGCAGCCGCAGAGGAAGCGACGCUUCGGACUUCGACAUCUCCGACAUCCAGUCUGUCUGCUCGGACAUGUCGGAGACGGUGACGGACUCCGGGAGACCCACGCCCCGAUCCGCCUCCCGCCAGCACGGGGGCAAACCUUCCAAAAUCCCCACCCCUCAGAGGAGGAGCACGCCCACCAGCAAACUGGCCAAGACCACCAAAAGAUAGUCAGUAGCCUGGCUUUAGUAGCGUAGAGGAGCAGCGUAGACCCCCACAGCACUGUGCUGGCGCACACUGGACAGAGACUGACUGGACAACCGUAGACACUAAAGACUGUAAAACAACUAUUAUUAUUUAAAAAUGAAAAAGCGUAGCAAGAUGUAAAUUAUUCUGUGUGGAGAGAUGUGGAGAAGGACGAGUGUGAGUGCAAUGUGAUGGUUUUGUGUAUUUGUCCUGUAUUUUUAUUUUUUUGUGAAUAAUGUCACGUCUAAUUAGUAUUUUAUUUCAGCGCUGCUACAACGGGAGAGGUUAGCCCCAGUGGGAAGGAACAACCGUACAUCGUGAAGCAAACUAACAAUUUUUCCACAUUGUUUGACUGAGCUGAUAGAGAAGCUGAAUGUACUGUAACCUCCUCGAGCUGACAUGCUUAUAAGCAAUGGUAUGCCACUGUAUUCCGCCAGGGCACCACAACUAUUUAUUCAUCUAUUUAAAGUGCAAUGAUGUGCUGCUGAUGACGCAUUUUAAAGGGCAAUACAAUACAUUCAACUGUAACCGACUGCCCAUCUUGAAACACUACAGAGAACCAUGGCCUUCGAACAGUCCGUCAUCCCCACCUGCUGCAAUCACCAAUAACGUUUAAGUUCUCUUAGCAUCGUGUGCCAUUUAACCUUCAGCAGAACCGUCCAAAGGUUCUGACUAAUAGAUAUUCAUAAGUGCAUUCAUGUCUGUGUAUUGUUAUGGUUCUUUUUUUUCUUGCCUGAGUGACAAUGGCUUACUCACAACGUUUUGUAAUAAAUCUGCUUGCAGAAAGCUAUGACGGUAUAUAAAAGCCAA